Cryptomeria japonica (Japanese cedar) is the source of this 1086-nucleotide messenger RNA. Its product is annotated as G-type lectin S-receptor-like serine/threonine-protein kinase At2g19130. Lineage: Eukaryota; Viridiplantae; Streptophyta; Pinopsida; Cupressales; Cupressaceae. Gene Ontology annotation, biological process: protein phosphorylation. Gene Ontology annotation, molecular function: protein kinase activity; ATP binding. The coding region runs from base 1 to 1086 and encodes 361 amino acids. The transcript has a single exon. The record is from RefSeq and is a predicted model, not a curated record.
AUGACAUUUAGUGUUGGUGUUGUGGCGGUUGCAUUGGUUAUCUUUUCAAUUUUAAUGUGGCGGAGGCAUCGGCAGUUGCAUUGCGUACGAUCAAUGGAAAGGCUUGCAGAUUCCUCGAACUCUUUUCUUAUAAUGUUUAGCUACAUGGACUUGAAGAUUGCAACUAGGAAUUUCAGGUCUAAGCUGGGGAGCGGAGGAUUCAGCACAGUGUUCAAAGGGUACUUAAUAGACGGUACAGUUGUGGCAGUAAAGAAGAUGGAGGGUUCAAGACAAGACGAGAAGCAAUUCCGAGCGGAAGUCAGUUCUCUUGGAAUCAUACAACAUGCGAAUUUGACCAGGCUUAGAGGGUUUUGUGCAGAAGGAUCGAGAAGGUUUCUGAUUUAUGAUUACAUGCCCAACGGCUCUCUAAAUUCCUUAGUCUUCACAAGUAAUUCCAAAAGUAAACAGAAGAUACUCGACUGGAAGAAGCGAUUUGAGAUUGCGUUAGGUACCGCAAGAGGAUUACUUUAUCUCCACGAAGAAUGCAGAGAUUGCAUCAUUCACUGCGAUAUGAAGGCAGAAAAUAUUCUUCUGGACAAUAAUUUUUCACCCAAGUUGGCUGAUUUUGGGUUUGCAAGGCUUUUGGGUAGAAAUUUUAGCUGCGUCCUGACCACAACGAGAGGAACGAGAGGGUACUUGGCUCCAGAGUGGAUCUCCGAUCUUACCAUCACUCCCAAGGUUGAUGUAUACAGUUUUGGUAUGACGCUCUUGGAAAUCAUUUCCGGGCGAAGAAAUCCUGAUUUAAGUGUGCAAGAUUCCAGUCAGUAUUACUUUCCAUCAUGGGCUGCAACUCAAAUUUACAUUGGCAACACAAUUAAUAUUGUAGACAAGGGUAUUGCAGAGGAGAGAGAUCUUGAGGAGGUGAGAAGAGCAAGUAUUGUAGGGUUGUUAUGCAUUGAAAAGGACGAGGAGUUGAGGCCAAGCAUGGGUCAAGUGGUGCUAAUGCUGGAAGGGAAGAUCCAGCCACAAAUUACGCAGACCAAGUGCUUUGCACUCAUGGACAAGCAAGCAGACCGAAGCGACACUCACAGCGGUAGCGACAACUGA